Molecule: messenger RNA, 2028 nt
Organism: Scophthalmus maximus (turbot)
Lineage: Eukaryota; Metazoa; Chordata; Actinopteri; Pleuronectiformes; Scophthalmidae
Exons: 14
Coding region: 266-1681 (471 amino acids)
Biological process (GO): homologous chromosome pairing at meiosis; meiotic DNA double-strand break processing involved in reciprocal meiotic recombination; spermatogenesis
Cellular component (GO): central element
Source: RefSeq, a predicted model, not a curated record
GAUCCCUAAGAGAACGAGCGCGAGGGCCUCGCGGGUGAAGUGGCCGUCGUCUCGCUGCCUGGACCGGGGGGGUUCAGAGAGAAGACACCGUCACAGGAGGGACUGUUGAGCCAACACUAAUUGAUAAAAAAAAAAAACAGGAAUAUUAAACUGUGGACGAUUCUAAAAACAAAUGCCACUGAGAGACUGAUGUCAUAAGUUGUCUUAGUCGUUCCGUCUGGAGCCCGCCGCACAGCCGAGACGACAAUCAGCUGAUGUGUGAAACAUGAACCGGCAGGAUCCGCUCAACAGCGUGGACAGUCUCCUCUGCCAGGCUGCCCUCCAAACCCGGGAGCUUUCCCAAAAGAAGAAUGGAAUCAACCAACAAAUUAAAGUUUGCAGAGCGGACAUCGCUGAGAGGAGGUCUCUCGUUGAAGCACUCCACGGAACUAUCAAGACACUUGAGGAGGAGAUCAGGGCGAAGCAGAGCACCGUGGUUCACCAUAGAGCCAAUGCAAAAAGCAUGAAGGCGACUAACAGCCUGCUUCUCCAGUAUGAGCAGACGUUGAGAGCAGAACUUGAGAGCAGGAAAGCCAGCUACGGCCAUGACAUGGAAGUCUACGAAGAGAGGAUUGCAAGCUACAGAAAGAUAUUCCUGUCAAAUAAAGAAUAUUAUUGCCAAAGUCCUCUGGCUCAAAAGCUGCUCAGCCUUCAGGCUGAAAAGGAGGAGAUUGAGUGUCGGAUCAAGGCCUGUGAUGAUCAGAUCACGAGGACACAGACGGAGCUCGAUCGUCUCACUGUUACAGCAGUCACUACUUCUUCCGCUGAGAAACUACCAGACAGUGUUACUGGUCAGCAGCCCACAAACGAACCAGAGAAACAAUUAGAUCCUCAGCCAGACAGUGAUUCUGCCAUCGACACCUUCUGUCUUCAUCUCAACCAGACAAAGAUGUUGCAGAGUGGUCAUGAAGUAUCUGGAGAGGCAAGUGCUGGAGAUAUUCCUGAGGAACACAUGGUUCAGGAUGCUCCUGCAUGCCGUGCUCACCCAGAAGAAGCCGGCACUGAGCUGUGGUCACAUGAACAGCUGGAUGAGCAAAGUUGGCCAGAUGAGAUGCAGACUAAUGAGCAGGAAAAAGAAACAGAACUACAGCACCAAGUUUUGGAACAGCAAUCUAAUGUGUCAGAGGUGGAGGAGGCCGUGGGGGACAAGGUGGAGGAAACAGCAGAUACAGAUGAAGAUCAGACACCGAGCGAAAAGGACAAUGAGGGACUCGCUGAUUUUCUCCAGUCAUCAUCUCAGGGGUCUAAUUGUCAGUCUUGCCUGGCGAAAACGACAACUGCACCUUCAACUCCAGCAUUUCCAUUUAACCUCAGCCCGAACAGCUCCCCACACGGAGGAACCUCCGAUACCAAAUCUCCAGCUUUCCUGUUUUCUCUGAACUCGGAUCCCAGCACCCCAGGCUUCUCUGGAUUUGGAUUUGACAUGGGAACAUCAGACGCUGAGGACACAUCUUUUGGUUUCACUGGCUCUUUUUUCAACGAGAAGAAAACCGCAGAAUCAAAGUCUUCAAGCGGCCCAGAGUUUCUGUUUGAGCAAUCGGCGCAAGAUGAAGACUUUCAGUUUGCCUUCAACUUCAAGAGCCCUCAGGCAACUAACAAAGAGAAGACCAGGGAUGGUUUUCCAUUUUCAUUCAACUUCUGAGAGUCUAAAGAAAAACAUCUCAAAUGGUUCUGACACCAGUUCCUUGUUUACCUUCAGUCAUGUUCUGAUUCAGUGACAGCAGCAUAAAAUCCAUAAGACUUCAACAGUUAAAAAUCUAAGUGAAAUUUGCCAGCUAUGACUUUUCUCAUUUCAUGUAUUUGUCUGUUAAAUGUAAUAGUUUAUUUCUAAAACUAUUCCCAUUACAAUGAACACAGUUGAAUAACAUUUUAUUGAAGAUGCAGUCACAGCAUUAGUGACAAAGUAAUACAUAAAUCCAUAUUUCUUGACAGAUGUCCAUAUUGUAAUUUCAGUAGCGUAUUUUCAAUGUAAUAAACAGCCUGUUCAUA